AUGGCAGAACAGGAUGUGGAAGACCAGCUUUUGGAUUAUGAUGAAUUUGAAGAGCCCCAAGCAGCCCAGGAGAGCACCCCAGCUCCCCCGAAGAAAGAGGUCCAAGGAUCUUAUGUCUCCGUUCACAGUUGUAGUUUCCGGGACUUUCUGCUGAAGCCGGAGCUCCUGAGAGUCCUAGUGGAGUGUGGCUUUGAGCCUCCUUCGGAGGUCCAGCAUGAGUGUCUUCCCCAGGCCAUUCUGGGUAUAGAUGUCCUGUGGCAGGCCAAGUCUGGGAUGGGCAAGACGGCGGUGUUUGUGCUGGCCACCCUGCAGCAGAUGGAGCCCGUGGACGGCCCCGUGUCGGUACUGGUCAUGUGCCACACCAGGGAGCUGGCCUUCCAGAUCAGCAAGGAGUAUGAGCGCUUCUCCAAGUACAUGGCCAGCGUGAAGGUAUCCGUGUUCUUUGGGGGCCUCUCCAUCAAGAAGGACGAAGAGGUGUUGAAGAAGAACCGUCCCCACGUGGUGGUGGGGACCCCAGGCCGGAUCCUGGCACUGGUCCGCAGAGGGAGCCUCAACCUGAGGAACGUGAAGCACUUUGUGCUAGACGAAUGUGACAAGAUGCUGGGACAGCUGGCCAUGCGGCAGGACGUGCAGGCCAUCUUUCGAGUGACGCCCCACGAGAAGCAGUGCAUGAUGUUCAGCGCCACCCUGAGCAAGGAGAUCCGGCCCGUGUGCAGGAAGUUCAUGCAGGAUCCCAUGGAGGUGUGUGUGGAGGACGAGAGCAAGCUCUCCCUGCACAGCCUCCAGCAGUACUACGUCAAGCUCAAGGAGAGCCAGAAGAACCGGAAGCUCUGCGACCUCCUCGAUGUCCUCGAGUUUAACCAGGUGGUGAUCUUUGUCAGGUCUGUGCAGCGUUGCAUGGCCCUGGCCCAGAUCCUAGUGGAACAGAACUUCCCAGUCACUGCUAUUCACCGAGCCAUGCACCAGGAGGAGCGCCUGUCCCGCUUCCAGCAGUUCAAGGACUUCCAGUGGCGCAUCCUGGUGGCUACCAACCUGUUUGGCAGAGGUAUGGACAUCCAGCAAGUCGACGUCGUCUUCAACUAUGACAUGCCAGAGGACUCAGAUACCUACCUUCACCGAGUGGCUCGUGCUGGUCGCUUUGGUACCAGAGGCCUGGCGCUCACUUUUGUAUCUGAGGAGAGUGAUGGACACAUCCUCAGUGACGUCCAGGGCCGGUUUGCAGUGAAUGUAGCAGAGUUUCCGGAAGAAAUGGAGAUCUCCACACGCAUUGCUUGA
Peromyscus californicus insignis is the source of this 1275-nucleotide messenger RNA. RefSeq names its product ATP-dependent RNA helicase DDX39A-like. Gene Ontology annotation, molecular function: RNA binding; ATP binding; RNA helicase activity. The record is from RefSeq and is a predicted model, not a curated record. Gene Ontology annotation, biological process: mRNA splicing, via spliceosome; mRNA export from nucleus. Lineage: Eukaryota; Metazoa; Chordata; Mammalia; Rodentia; Cricetidae.